AUGACAAGGACAAUAAUCAACCUAUCCAUCUUCACUCUCCUAUCUCUUUCAGCGCCAGCGCUUGCCUUGAACACAGCCUGUUACAAUGACCUGGGCAAUCUGACUCCCUCGCAUUCGACAGAAUACCAAUCCGUGGCUCUCUGUCAGCAAUUCUGCAACCAAGAGAGCAAGCCUGUUUAUGGUGUGCAAGACCAGAAAUGUUUCUGUGGAGAUACUCUUCCUCCACUCUCUGCUAAGGUUGAGAAUACGGAAUGUAAGACGAGAUGUCCUGGGUAUCCGGUUGAAUACUGCGGCGGCCAAAAAACCUACACAAUCGGCUCCACCACGAAAUCCCAGCGCCGCGCCAUAUCCGCAACCACAAACACUGAAACAGACAAAGACACCGAAAGAGAAACAGAAGCCAACGGCAUCUUAACCGCCCCCGACGUCGACGAAGGCGACUCCGACCCCCUGGCCUCACUCAGCGUGAACCCAACCAUGGUGAAGACAGCCAGUAACGGCCCUUCUACUCCUACCGGCACUGAUACUCCCAAGAGUAUACUGACUGCUCCUUCGGGGACUGCGUACCCCAAUCAGCCGGAUGUUGUUACCAGCCCUUCUUCGACCUUGGCUACUGCGGUGCCGACGGGGAGUGCGAAGGCUUCGGCGUCGGCUUCGGUGUCAGCGUCGGCGUCUGUGAGUGGGGGGGCUACGCCGUCGGCGAGUGUGGUUAGUGGUGGUGCUUCUUCUGUGAUUUCUUCUUCUUCUGCUGGAUGGGGGGCGGUUGUUGGGCUUGUUGUUGGUUUGGUGGGGCUUGGGGGUGUGUUUUAA
This is a messenger RNA of Aspergillus caelatus, 810 nucleotides long. RefSeq names its product WSC domain-containing protein. The transcript is spliced from 2 exons. The record is from RefSeq and is a predicted model, not a curated record. Gene Ontology annotation, cellular component: plasma membrane. Bases 1 to 810 code for a protein of 269 amino acids. NCBI's taxonomy places the organism in Eukaryota, Fungi, Ascomycota, Eurotiomycetes, Eurotiales, Aspergillaceae.